CAGCCUUGGCCGAGUCUGAUUGCACGAAGGCCCCGUGGGGCAUCGCCAGACGAUCCAUCGACGAGCCUUAUUUACGCGCCGAGCUGGAGACGACGACAGGGGUCACAAAGCCUGAACCAUCUUGAACUCAUUUUCUCCCCUUGUGUCGCUUCACGAGAUCACCGGCCGCCGUGCACGCGUCGCACCGUCGCAUGGGCCGCCGUCCGUCUUCUCAACGUUUCUUCAACACAGACACGGAUCGCCGCGACGAAGCGUUCCCAUUCUCGGUUGGCGGUGUCUUGGAGAACAGGAUGACAUGUCACAUCAUGAGACAUGGACCCUUCCCACGCUACGCCAGCGGCCCAGCGUGGAUGAGCAGGAUCAUGCUCCUCUCUCACGGCAUCCAGCGGCAUGUCUUAGACGCGGCUAACCUGCCCCCACUCCUCCGCACCGUGCGGGGGGCCCUGUUUCCCAACAACAUGCCCGCCGGCAAACCGACGCUGGUCGCUCCCUCUUCCGACGCCGAGCUCCGCGAACUCAGGCGCAGGUGCGCUAGCGCGAUUUGGGCGCUUGUUCCGAAGGGGAUGGGAAGGCUGUAUUUUGGCGGUGGCCUACUGCGCGCUAAUUCCAAUUCGAGAGCGAGCAGUGUCAAAACGGAAGGAUCUGCGGAGCUGAAGACAGCUGUGGGAAGGGGCAUGGGCAGGGACAAGGGUCCUUUGUCAUCGUCAUCUUCAAAGGUGGACGAAGCCAAGGAAAAAGCAAGGCUGAUCCAAACGGCGCCAGCACAGACGAAGGAAGCACGAGGACAGGGACGGCCAAGAUCAGGAUCUCCGUCCCAGUCCCGGUCCCGGCGGUCCGCUCCCGCUCCGAGGCCGAAGACCGGCGGUCAGGGUUCUGCUGCUGCUAGCGCUGACCCACCAUCGCCGCCGGCGCCGCCGCCGCCGUCGCCGUUGCCCAAGACCGCUAGUGCGAGUGAGGAAGCGACGGGCGGCAUGGCGUCGACGGGGCCACUGACGCAAGCGAGAGAGGGGGGAUCUCGUCAGGAUCGAGAUUACGACGGUGCUGAUGACGAGGAGAUCCUGGUGGAGAUUGAGCGGGGCAUUUUGGACGUGUUUUCAGAUGCUUACUGCAAUCGGCAUUUGGUGUAUGGCAUCCUGGAGCUCGUCCUGGCGAGGCUCCUCCCGGAGCUGACGGAGAAGGGGGUUUUGGAGCUCUGGGCCGAGCGGCUUUCCGUGGAUGGCUCAUAAGUCGCCUAGUUAAUGUCAUACGGCUGUCAAAAUCUCGACGAAACUGAUGUGUCUCAAAAUGCAGAGGGCCGCCCAGACUUGUGUGUGAUUUGCCAGAGUACCGCCCCCAAACUAACUGGUUUGGUUGGCUGGACUCGAGAGGUCAUGCGGUCGCAGGCCGGCCUUUU
Messenger RNA from Chaetomium fimeti, 1393 nucleotides. RefSeq lists its product as uncharacterized. The record is from RefSeq and is a predicted model, not a curated record. NCBI's taxonomy places the organism in Eukaryota, Fungi, Ascomycota, Sordariomycetes, Sordariales, Chaetomiaceae. The coding region runs from base 192 to 1226 and encodes 344 amino acids. The transcript has 2 exons.